Messenger RNA from Malus domestica (apple), 2363 nucleotides. RefSeq lists its product as uncharacterized. Lineage: Eukaryota; Viridiplantae; Streptophyta; Magnoliopsida; Rosales; Rosaceae. Gene Ontology annotation, cellular component: cytoplasm. The record is from RefSeq and is a predicted model, not a curated record. Gene Ontology annotation, molecular function: D-ribulokinase activity. Gene Ontology annotation, biological process: pentose metabolic process; carbohydrate phosphorylation.
UAAAGGUCUCUAAUGAUAAUCUAUUAAUCGUGAUCAGAUUAUCAGAAAACUGAAAUGAAAGAACGGCAGAAAAAGAAAGAGAGAAAUGUCUGGUAAAGGAAGGGGUUGGUCUGAUUCAGCACCACUACUUGCCCACCAACAAUCCCAAUCACAGAAGCAGCACCAGCAACAACAGCAUAAUCUCCGUCAGUUUCAGGGUCGCUCCUCUUCAAAUUCUCACUCCUCAGUCUCUCUCGAGAUGACCUCCUCCGCCGUCCCAACCGCCACCGCCCGCUCCGUCUUCCUCGGCAUAGAUGUUGGCACCGGUAGCGCCCGCGCAGGUCUGUUCGACGAGGACGGGAAACUUCUAGGUUCUUCGAGCAGUUCGAUUCAGAUUUGGAAAGAUGGCGAUUCUGUUGAGCAAUCGUCCACAGAUAUUUGGCAUGCAAUAAGUGCGGCUGUGAAAGCAGCGUGCUCCCUUGCAAAAGUUUCCAAGGAAGAAGUGAAGGGUAUGGGAUUUGCGGCUACUUGUUCACUUGUUGCAGUGGAUGCUGACGGCUCUCCUGUUACGGUUUCUUGGAGUGGUGAUUCAAGAAGAAACAUAAUAGUAUGGAUGGACCAUAGAGCUGUUGAACAAGCUGAAAGGAUUAAUUCACGUAACUCAACCGUAUUGCAGUACUGUGGUGGAGCUCUUUCCCCUGAGAUGCAGCCUCCAAAGCUUCUAUGGGUGAAAGAAAAUCUUCCUGAGUCUUGGUCAAUGGUCUUCAGGUGGAUGGACCUGAGUGAUUGGUUAUCAUACAGGGCCACAGGAGAUGAUACUCGGAGUCUCUGUACGACAGUGUGCAAGUGGACAUAUCUUGGUCAUGCACAUAUGCAGCUAAACAAUGAGAAAGAUUCUCGAGAUAUGGAAGCUUGUGGGUGGGAUGAUGAUUUCUUGGAGGAGAUUGGAUUGGGUGAUCUUGUAGAUGGUCAUCAUGCUAAGAUAGGACGAAGUGUAGCCUUCCCUGGCCAUCCUCUGGGUUCUGGUCUCACACCAACUGCUGCGAAGGAAUUAGAUCUUGUAGCAGGAAUCCCUGUUGGAACUUCCCUAAUUGAUGCUCAUGCCGGUGGUGUGGGGGUAAUGGAAAGUGUGCCUGUGACAUAUUCUGAGCCUAAAGAGUGUGAUGGUGAAGCUCUCUGCCAUCGUAUGGUGUUAGUCUGUGGAACUUCUACAUGCCAUAUGGUUGUAUCUCGGGACAAACUUUUCAUUCCAGGGGUCUGGGGCCCAUACUGGUCAGCUAUGGUGCCCGAAUAUUGGCUCACAGAAGGUGGACAGAGUGCUACAGGUGCAUUAUUGGAUCACAUAAUUGAAAGCCAUCUUGCGGCUCCUUACCUUGCAAAUCAUGCUGCUUCUCAGUGCAUUUCUUUGUUUGAACUACUGAAGAAGUUACUGAACAUAAUGAUGCAUGAUCUGAAGCGUCCAUUUGUUGCUUCUUUGACUGAAGACAUGCAUGUUCUUCCAGAUUUUCAUGGGAACAGGUCUCCCAAUGCAGACCCAAAGGCAAAAGGUAUGGUAUGUGGCUUAACACUUGAUACAAGUCAGAAUCAGUUGGCUCUUCAGUAUCUUGCCACAGUACAAGGUAUUGCAUAUGGCACACGUCACAUUGUAGAGCACUGCAACGCCAAUGGUCACAAAAUUGACACAAUACUAGCAUGUGGAGGCCUUGCUAAGAAUGCACUAUUCAUUCAAGAACAUGCAGAUAUAAUAGGUUGCCCUAUAAUUCUUCCACGAGAAAGUGAACCUGUGCUCUUGGGUGCUGCCAUUCUUGGUGCUGUUGCUGCAAGGAAAUAUUCUAGUCUGCAUGAGGCCAUGAAGGCUCUGAAUGCAGCGGGCCAGGUCAUCCAUCCAUCCAAAGAUCCUAGGGUGAAGAAGUACCAUGAUGCCAAGUACCGCAUUUUUCGCGAGCUUUAUGAGCAGCAGCUAUCUCAUCGUUCUCUGAUGGCUCAAGCCUUGGCUUAAUUGAUUCAUUCGUGACGCAUGGCGCUUGUUAUAUUGGAAGAGAAAAAUGCACGGCCUUUGUGAUGUUAUGAGAUUUAACCGAAGAUUUUUUUUUUCUCUUCUUAAUCAUGUAAAAGCCUUGACUUUGGCAACUCGUAAGGAAUUCUUCAAAAGGCCAAACUAUACAGGUAAAGGAUUGCCAAAGAAAUUCAGCACAGCCAAAUAUGUAUCGGCACUGGCUAAGCGCGUUUCCGUAAGUGCUUUUUGCCGAAUUACUUUUGGCAUUAUCAAUUGUUGGUAGCAGGAGAUAUUUCUACCAACAUCAUCAAAGAUUGCAAACGAAAUUAUGAAUGUCAACAACCAUAUAUUUUCAGUGUCAAAUUUCAGUAAUGCUGGCUGUAAUUUA